Messenger RNA from Rotaria sordida, 1950 nucleotides. The record is from the annotation of a GenBank genome assembly. NCBI's taxonomy places the organism in Eukaryota, Metazoa, Rotifera, Eurotatoria, Philodinida, Philodinidae.
AUGUUAUCAUUAUCCUCAACAAAUAAUGACGACAAUAAUUCAAAUAUCAUUGAUUUAUUGUAUGAUUUAUGUAAAGAAAAUGAAGUAGAAAAAGUUCGAAAUAUUCUACCAUAUAUUGAUAAUAUAAAUAUUAUAAAUAAAAUUCAAAAUUCAACUGGCUCAACAUGUUUACAUGUAGCAUGUUAUUAUGGACAUCGACAUAUGGUACAACUUUUAUUAGAAUAUGGAGCUCUACAUUCUAUUAGAAAUUUACGACAUAAUUUAACACCUUAUGAAGAAGCAUAUACAGAUGAUAUAAAACAGUUAUUUGUAGAACAUCGUAAAUUAUUUUCAAACAAUGAUUUUGAUUAUGAUUAUAUUGAAUGGUCAGUAGUAGGAGAUGAUCUUCUAGGAAAACGACGUGAAUUUCGUCAAGCUAUUGAUUUAUAUAAAACUUAUAAUAAUCAUCAUUUAAUAUCAAAAUUAGUAGCUGAAGUUAUUCAUUAUUAUUUAAAUGAAUAUCUGAUAAAUGAAAGUAAUGAUAGUAACAAUUCAGAAGAUCAAAUUACUCGUCAACAAAUUGAAACUAUCGAAGCAUAUUUUAAAGAAGCUAUAGAAAAACAAGAUUAUUUAACAUAUUUUAUAAAAGCUUAUACAUUAACAAAUUGUUUUUAUAAAGUAUUAAAUAAACAUUUAGCUUUAUAUAUAUUACAAUAUUUUGAUACAACAAAAGAUUUUUCAUCAAAUUAUCGUCUUGUCAAUUGUCUGGUUCAUAUUGUUACACUCUUAAUUUAUCAUCCAAAUUUACCUCAAUAUCAAUAUAAAGGUUUAUGUUAUCGUGGUAUGAGAAUAACACAAAAUGAUUUAAAUCAAUAUCUUUCAAAUCAACAUAUAUUAAAUCGUUCAUUUUUAUCAACAUCAAUUGAUCGUGAAGUAGCUGAAAUGUUUGCUGGUGAAGGUCAACAAUCAAAAAUGAGAUAUACUCCUAAAGAUCAUUGUAUAUUACAAUAUUCAUGUUUAUGUCAAUAUUUAAUAAAACAAAAUUCAACAGCUAUCAAUAUACAAAGUUUAUCAACAAGACCGGAUGAAAAAGAAAUUUUAAUUCUUCCAUUUACUGUUUUUAAAGUCAUAGCAAUUAAACGAAAUUAUCUUGAUAAUCCAAAAGUAUCAAUAUCAAUUGAAAUUGAAUUAGAAGAAUGUGAAGAUUCAAAUGAUAAUAAAAAUGAAUCAGAAAAUAGUGAAACAUUAAGAAUAUCUUCAUUGUCAUCAACUAUUGAUGAUAUAAAAGAUGUUGAGGAAUAUCAAAAAUUCAAACAACGAAAAUGUCGUCUUUAUGGCAUCAUUGCAUUUUUGGAUUCCACGAAACAGACUACAACCAUGACAACGCCUACCACACAAAACGAUAAUGCUGAUGACGAUUAUUCAUUACCACCAGGUUGUCCCAAUAUAUUAAAACGCUCUGACUGGAAUGCACGUCCGUAUACCAAUCGUGACAAUUUAACAACACUACCGGUUACAAAUAUUGUUUUACAUCAAUUAGAAGGUUUGAAUUCAAUUAUGAAUCACCAAGAUUGUGUUACUCAAAUAAAAGGAAUUCAAGAUUAUAACAUGGAUAAAGAAAAUUAUGCUGAUAUUGGUUUCAAUUUUAUCUUGUGUGAUGAUAUUGGUGAUCAACAACAAAUUUAUACAGGCAGAGGAUGGAAAUUUGCUGGUGCACAUUGUAAAAGUUAUAAUAAACAAUCAUUGGGUAUUUGCAUUAUUGGCAAUUAUACCAGUAUGAAAUCUUUAAAGGCAUUUAAAUCAUUAAUUCAAUGUGGUAUUAUAAAGAAUGAUAUUAUAGAAAAUUUUACACUGGUUGAACAUUUUAAUUCAAAAGAAAUUUACAAAUAUUAUCUGGAAUAUUUUAGAAAUGAUAUCGAUCUUCAAUAUAGUAAUCAAGUCAGCAACGAAACGUUUUUGUGUACACCUUAA